AUGCAGUUAGUGAACUUCAGGGCAGAAAGCAUGCUGCGCUGCUCCACCAAAACUGUCGUAUCUCUGCUAAGAUAUGCGGAGAAAAUAUUAACCGUUUUACACGAGAUAUUUCAAAAAUAUUUUAGAGCAUUUGUAGAAAAGAAUGUUUUUAAGAGUUUUAAAGCACUUACAGUGCUGAAACACUGUGGAUUACUUUUUGAUCUUUCCGACUUAAGGUGUAAAAGAUUUUCUUCCCGGAAGUAUACUACCGAGACAACUAGUCGGAUACUUCACAACACAACUUCGAGAGAAGGAUUGUCCUUUUAG
Gryllus bimaculatus (two-spotted cricket) is the source of this 306-nucleotide messenger RNA. The record is from the annotation of a GenBank genome assembly. NCBI's taxonomy places the organism in Eukaryota, Metazoa, Arthropoda, Insecta, Orthoptera, Gryllidae.